Molecule: messenger RNA, 1232 nt
Organism: Chiloscyllium plagiosum (whitespotted bambooshark)
Lineage: Eukaryota; Metazoa; Chordata; Chondrichthyes; Orectolobiformes; Hemiscylliidae
Product: ufm1-specific protease 2-like
Biological process (GO): proteolysis
Cellular component (GO): nucleus; endoplasmic reticulum
Molecular function (GO): deUFMylase activity
Source: RefSeq, a predicted model, not a curated record
GCAAAGCCAUCUUAAAAUAUAUUGCAAAGUAAUAAACCUGAAGGUUCACUUCGAGUUGGCAACUCUUGAUCGUGUUGAAAAUGUCAUUAUCCAGCACAAUAAGAUGUCACGUAUCCACUUCAAGCUGACUCUCCCUAUCGAUGUGGUAUUGUUUGCGGAUCCAGCGGACCCUUGGGGAAAGAUACAAGAUCAGUUUGUGGAUGCCAUUAUUACACAGUUAUCUGCGAUGGACAAAUGUAUUCAGCGAUAUACAAAUGGAAAGACUGUCCCAAUGCCACAAGCAUUCCACUUUGAAUUGCCAGAGAAAACCACUCUUACUACAGUAAUAUACCCUGCUGGAAUCAGUGAUGAAACUCUGGAACCACAACGAAAAGAGUUGCAUGCUUUACUUGGCCUAGACAAUAAACCCUUCUUCCGACGUUCUAUGGCCUUUUGUUUUCCAAGUGAUGAGAUGAAAGCUAAGUACUUGAGAAAUGUGCAUAAGUACAUUCCAACCCUUAACCCUGAUGAGUUCCAGAUUUUUGGAGUGCAUGGAUCCUAUAUCUUUCACCACUGCAUGCAGGACAAUGAAAAUGACGCUGAAUGGGGUGCACUGUACCGUUGUUUCCAAGUCAUCAUCUCCUGGUUCAACUGUCAGGGUUACAUUAACAAACCUACACCUAUGGUUACAGAGAUGCAGGAUAUAUUGACAAAGUUUGAUGAAGGAUUUGUCAAUGUUGUGGAAGAAAAAGAUUGGAUUCCACUUGAACAGAUGGUAGCAAUAUUAAAUGCUUUUAGUAUAUCAACUACCACCAAGGAUAUCCGACCAGAAGUUGAUGAACCAAUUGACCUUAGUAUUCAUUUCAAAGAACAAGGGACUCCUGUGGCAUUUACUGCCGAAUCUACAGCAUGUGUCGUGCUGGGGAUUGCAGUAAAUGAAGAAGCAAAUAUCAAAAAACUCCUUGUCCUAGACACAGGGUACACAGGAAAUGAUGACUUGGCUUCCAUAACUGAAAAGGCUGUCGAUUGGAAAGAUGAAGAAUUCUUGAUGGGAUUGGAGGCUUAUGGCAUAUGCCUCCCUCAGAGACCAGACGGUGUUUAACACUACCACAACCUGACUUCAUGCAUGGAUAGAACUGUGGCUGGAAUGGAACUUAAUUUUCAGAUGCACAGAACGCUUACAAUGUUUCUGUACUUCAAAUCAAAUAAGAACUUGAGUGUCGAGUACAUGUGCUUCACAAAGUACCGCAAUA